GGCCUACCACUUUCGGCCGCCAAAUAAGAACGAUAUGCAUCAAGUCGUUGCCAAAUCAAAUCCGUAAUGGAGAAAUGCCUCAGGAAGGAUCAGGACUGCUUUUCAGCCACACACAUAAUAUUGGAUAAUGCCGUGAAUAACAUUUUAACAACUUUCUGAGGGUGACACCCCCCGGUAUUAUUAAGGAGAUAUGCCCGUGCCGUGCCCCCUCUGUGUGGACAGCACGCAUCUGAAAUGCAAAUGGAAUUGGUUAAUUAUUAGCCUCAUAUUUGAUAAGUUAAUAGGGGAGGCAACAAUGGGCAUAUGUGCUUAGCCUGAACGCGAGGUAGGCAAGCUGACAUUAUGUUGCAGGGCUAAGCUAAUAAUAUUCUAGGUUCUUCACCAGCCUGGCGUGAACAGAACAUAUAUUUGAUGGAACUACUACUAUUGCGUCAUCAUUCAUUAUGACAUCACAUGUAUAGUCUAUAAAUCCGAGUUGACAAGCCGUUCCAUACUAAUGCAAGGACAGCGACAGAGUAUAGAUAUAGAGAUUAUAUUUUUUGCCUAACAAAUGGAGACGGAGACGCUUAAGUUACUGUUAAUGGACAUGGAGGAGAAGUCCAGGGACAGACUUCAGAUCCUGAAAACAAAAUGUCAAGAGCUUGUUGAAGAAGCAGAGAGUUGGGAGGAGGAGAGACAGCAGUUUAAGGCCCAACUCGAAGAUGGGAAGAGAGAGAUGGAGGCUGCCAGGGCCACAAUUGAGGCCCUCAGGAAGGAGCUGGAGGAGCAGAGGAAAGCAGAGAAGUCAAGAAUAAAGGAGGCUGUGGACUGUGCCGUGGCCGAGGCCUUGGCCACCAAUAUUUCCAAACAGAAGCUCAUUGCACAGAUAAAGGCAGAGCCCAGGGGGAUGGCCAAGCUGCCUGCAAGUAAUGGUGAACUGAAAGAGGUCAAGGAGUUCAUCUGCGGUGACCUUCAGAAUCAAAGCCAGAAAAUCCAGGCAUUGGUAGAUCAAAAGAAUGCAGCUGUGGACAGAGUCAGGCAGAAGAACAUGAAGAAGGUGGACAAGAUUAGGAAUGGAGCGAAGGAGAAGGAGGCAAAGUUAGCUGAAGCCGAGCUGAAAGAGAUCGCAAAGCUUGAGGAGAAGUACAGAAAGCAAAUUGAAAAGGUUCAGAAAGCCGAGGCGAAAGACGAUGAGAAAAGACAGCGCAAAGAAAAAAGAGAGAGAGAGCAGAUGGAGAGGAAGGAGAAGAAGGCCAGAGAGCAGGAGAUGGCAGAAGAGGAAGAGCAGCGUGAGGAAGAAGAGGCAGAGAGGCCGACAGGCUGGAGGAGAUUCCUCUGCUUCUGAGACCACUUUGCAGCAGCCAGGGACGCUCACAGCUUUGGCCGGGGCCAGGACAAAAACAUCUGAGAGGACCACACCUCCCAAUGCAUACAAUGUAAUGAGGACCAAAGUAUGGGCUCCCCCUUCUCCCUGGGCACGGGACGGUCUCAUCUGUACCCCCACCGGCUUCCCUGGCAGCAACAACAUUUGACAUGACUUAAAGGAGAAUUGCGCCCAAUUUCAACAUGCGGUUUGUAUUACUCACUCUACCCCUGACUUGUCAGUACCCAACAAUGCAGAUUUUGUUUUGUUCAUCCCAUUCCAAGAUCCUGGACCAUUCGAAUGGGGGCAUGGUUUGUUUACAGAGUGCGUUUAUGUGCAGUUCUCAUCCAAGGCAUGAUCAAAUUCGGGAUAAGGUGUUUAUGAAAUACAGAGUGUUAUAUCCCGGUCUAUAUUCUGGGCAGUUAAAUUUCUCUUCAAAUGCUUGUAAUCUGGAAAGCAGCAACAACAUUCUAGAGGAGGCCUUGGUGUCCAGGAUAAGGUGAUUCCACACAUCAACAUCCCGGAGUACUCCCAUAGCAUAUCCUGAUUUCUCAAAAUCCUGAAUAAGGGCUUUUACAGGGAAACUCAGGAAAAGUUUUGAUAAAGUGUUUGUGUUCAAACACAAAUGCGGCAUACUUUAAUAUCAUACUUGGGAUACAGAACUGCAUGUACUCAUUACAAGAAAAUACAAAACAAAACAAAAAACAAAAAAAAAUCUUAACAUAGCCUACUCCAAAUGAAAUCACUAAAUGUAUUGCUGUGUAGCAAUGGGUCUGUUGAUGUUGCAUAGCUUUUGGGAUGAUAUUUGGAGUGUUGAGAUAUUUUUAAAAUAAAAUUAUUGCAAACCAAACCCCCAUUAGAAUGGCCAGGAUCUCUGAAAGGGCUGAACCUGAAAAAUUCCACGUCGGCAGGUACUGCCAAGUCAAGGGCAGCAUGAGCAACACAACUGCAUGUUGAAAUUGGACGGGAUUCCCUUUAACCCCCCCAUAUCUAUUUCUGAUUAAAAUACACCCCUACCCCUAUACUCGUCCUCUGUUUUGUUA
Engraulis encrasicolus (European anchovy) is the source of this 2385-nucleotide messenger RNA. RefSeq names its product inner centromere protein B-like. Lineage: Eukaryota; Metazoa; Chordata; Actinopteri; Clupeiformes; Engraulidae. The record is from RefSeq and is a predicted model, not a curated record. The coding region runs from base 551 to 1324 and encodes 257 amino acids. The transcript has 4 exons.